Messenger RNA from Sporisorium graminicola, 2316 nucleotides. RefSeq lists its product as uncharacterized. NCBI's taxonomy places the organism in Eukaryota, Fungi, Basidiomycota, Ustilaginomycetes, Ustilaginales, Ustilaginaceae. Gene Ontology annotation, molecular function: ATP binding; ATP hydrolysis activity. The record is from RefSeq and is a predicted model, not a curated record. Bases 1 to 2316 code for a protein of 771 amino acids. The transcript has a single exon.
AUGGCAGCGGCAACUCUCAUUCGCAAGGCACUGCCUCAACUCGACGACCCCGUGGUCGACUACCUCGACGGGUACAUCAACGAUGCAGCCGACGAUCCUGCCGAGGAUCUCUUUGAGACCGUGGUGAAACCCAUGCUGGAAUCCGCCUGCAUCUCGGACCCUUCUUCGUCCAAGCAGGUGCAUGCUUUGUUGCCCAAGCUGCUCGAGCUCAUCCAGUCUAAGCUGCCGGACGAUGCUGAUACGGCGAAUGCUUCGGGUCUCACACGUCUCGAUAAGGUGGUCGACAUGCGCAAAACCGAAAUGUCACGCACUUCUGGCUUUGACUCCGCUGGCGGUGUGGACAUUGCCCUCGGUACGACCAAGCAGAAUCGAUCCACCGUCGACGUCAAGAAGCUUGAGAAGCAGGAAUCCAAGACGCGCGCCAAGCUCGCCAAACGUGCUCAACGCGACUUGUACGAAUCGAGCAAGCUCGUACAACAGUCCAAGCAGCAGGCGAGCUACGAAGAGCUCUUCCUCAAAGUCAACCCGCUCGAAAGCAUCGGCAACAAAGGAAAAAACAAGGACAUUCACCUCCCCAACAUCGACGUCAACUUUGGAAGCAAUCGCAUUCUCUCCAACGCUACGCUCACCAUCAAGGCCGGUCGCAGAGCCGGUCUCAUCGGUCGCAACGGUGUGGGUAAAUCUACGCUUUUGCGCAACAUGGCGCUGCGAGAGAUCCCCAUCCCUAUGCAGGUCUCAAUUCUUUACGUCGAGCAGGAGAUCGUCGGCGACGAUACUAGUGCGAUCGAAAGCGUACUCAAGGCCGACGUGUGGCGUGAGAAGCUGAUGCAGGAAGAGGCCGAGAUCAAUGCAGAGCUUCAGAAGCUCGAAGAUUCGGCAGCGGCUGCGGUCGCUGCUGCCAACGCCGCCGCCGCUCUCGUCGCUCAAAGUCAUACUGAAAAUGGGGACGGCGACGACGCUGCCGCUGCCGGACUCUCGCGCGGUUCGGCCGUCGACAUGCCCACACGACAACGCGAAAUCAAGCGAGAAGAGCUCUCUGCGCGCCUCGGCGAAGUGCAGGCCAAGCUCGUCGACAUGGAGGCCGAAACUGGUCCCGCACGAGCCGCCUCGUUGCUCAACGGUCUCGGCUUCAAGACGGAAGAUCAACUGCGCGCGACAAAGACGUUCAGUGGUGGAUGGAGGAUGCGUCUCGCGCUGGCACGUGCGCUCUUCUGCAAGCCGGACCUGCUCAUGCUCGACGAGCCGUCGAAUCAUUUGGAUCUCAACGCGCUCGCCUGGCUCGAAGACUACUUUGUAAACGAUUACGAAGGCACGCUGUUGGUGGUUUCGCACGACCGAGCUUUCCUGAACCGUGUGGCUACCGACAUUAUCCACAUGCACAGCGAGAGGCUUGACUACUACAAAGGCAACUUCGACCAGUUCUAUCAGACAAGGGAGGAGCGUCGACGCAAUCAGCUGCGAGAGUACGAGGCGGUGCAGCUUCAGCGUGCGACGUUGCAGGCAUUUAUUGACCGAUGGAGAGUCAACGCCAACCGGGCCGCACAGGCGCAGAGCAAGAUCAAGCAGCUCGAGAAACUGCCCAACAUCGAGCCGCCGGAGGACGACGACGUGGUGCACUUCCGCCUGCCGGAGACCGAGAAGUUGCCGUUGCCGUUGCUGCAGAUCAGCAACGUCACGUUUGGCUACCGCCCCGACCGGCUGUUGUUGAAGAGCGUCGAUUUCGACAUUACCCAGCAGAGCCGUGUUGCGGUGGUCGGACCGAACGGUGCGGGUAAGUCGACGCUGAUGAAGCUGCUCAUGGGUGAGAUUACCCCCUUGCAAGGCGACCAGAAACGCAACAGUCGACUGCGCGUCGGCUUUUUCAGCCAACACCACAUCGACCAGCUCGACCUCAACGCCAACCCGGUCACAUUUUUGCAGUCCAAGUACCCGGGCAAGACGGAACAGGAAUACCGCUCGCACCUUGGCGCCUUCGGCAUCAAAGGCAUGACGGGUCUGCAGAAGAUCGCUACACUUUCGGGAGGUCAGAAGUCGCGUGUGGCGUUCGCGCACAUCUCGAUGAUGCGCCCGCACGUGCUGCUGCUGGACGAACCGACGAACCACCUGGAUACUGAGGGUCUGGACGCGCUGUGCGAGGCUAUCAAGAAGUUCAACGGCGGCGUCAUUUGCAUCUCGCACGACGAGACGUUUAUUCACAACUGCAUGGAGGAGCUGUGGGUCGUCGACGACGGCAAGGUUGAGAAGUUCCACGGUGAUGUGGCAGAGUACAAGAGAAUCAUCCUUUCCAAGAACAAGGCUCGUGCGGCGAGGCCGUAA